Styela clava is the source of this 7214-nucleotide messenger RNA. RefSeq lists its product as uncharacterized. NCBI's taxonomy places the organism in Eukaryota, Metazoa, Chordata, Ascidiacea, Stolidobranchia, Styelidae. The record is from RefSeq and is a predicted model, not a curated record.
AUGCUACGACCCUAUUUUAUCAUAGUUUGUGUUUUAGCAAAGCACAUAAGCUUUUCCUCGGCAGCUGAUGAAGUGAUUCGUCGCAAUACAAAUUAUGGCGUAAUAGAAGGAUUUGUUCGAGAAUUUCCAUCUUCAGUAAUCAUCGAGAAGUAUUUUGGAAUUCCGUAUGCUGCACCUCCUGUUGGCGAAGGAAGGUUGAGACCUCCUAGCCCGCACGAAACAUGGUCGGAUCCAUUGGAUGCCAGUUCUUUCAAAUCAUUGUGCCCUCAAAUAUCCACAAUCAACGGAGAAGUAAUAGGAGAAGAAGAUUGUUUGUAUUUGAAUAUUUACGUUCCUCGCAAGAACUACACAUCUUCUGAGAAGCCCCUUGCUGUAAUGGUUUGGAUUCACGGAGGAGGAUACAUGCGAGGGUCUGCGGACUUCUACGACGGCGAGUUAGCAUGGUUCGGUGAUGUUAUAGUAGUUACAAUGAACUACCGAUUGGGGGCUUUGGGAUUUCUAAGUGCGGGUGAUGGGAAAUCAACAUCUAACAUUGGAUUUCUCGACCAGAUUACUGCCUUGCAAUGGAUAAAUGAGAACAUAGAGAACUUUGACGGGGACAAGAAUCGUAUCACAAUAAUUGGUGAAUCUUCGGGCGCGGCAUCUACACAGCUCCAUGCAUUAUCAGCAUCUGCUCAUACCAAUCUUGACAAGCCACAAUUAUUCCACCGCAUUAUAUCAGAAAGCGGAAGUGCUUUUUCCGAUUUUGGGUUUGUUACCAACCCCAGCCAGAAUGCACGAUUUCUAUUCGAACGAUUAGCUUGUCCCACAUACUCAACCACUCUCGCAGUUGAAUGUAUCCGAGAAAAAACUGCCGCUGAAAUAAUGGUAGCAUCGAUUGGACUUUCAUUCGGACCAGUCGUUGAUGGCGAAAUUUUCCCUGCCACACCUCAGGACCUUUCUAAUGACCAAGAUAUUAUAUCCAGACUACGCGGAAAAUACGACUACAUUGUAGGAUUAAAUUCAUUUGAUGCACUGGUAUAUUAUUCACUACUUGACAAUGUUACGGACGCAGAUAAUUUCAACGAUUUUAUCGAACAAUUUCACGCAAAGGAUUUUAGAGAUCCAAGUAAAAUUGCAGAUGCUGUAUUUUUCAACUAUGUUGAUUGGACAGAACCCCUUCCCACCAAUGCUGAUGACUGGAAAUGGCUCGCUAUAAAUGCCACAAGAGAUUUUGAUAUUCUAUCACCAACUGUAAAUUUUUCAAAUCUCGCUUCAGAUGAAGAUGGAUUUAAUUCUGAUGUUUAUCUUUAUAUAUUUACUCCAAGGCCAUCAGAAGCGAUAGCCAACACAAAAUGGGCAUAUUCGCCUGAUGAGCAAUUUGAUUGGGUAACUGGUGCUAGACAUGCUGAAGAACUGGCAUAUGUGUUUGGUGUCCCAAUGUCAACAACUGGUUCGACAUUGGCAGAAGUAGAAGUUAGUCUUCAGAUGACAUCGUUUUGGGGAAACUUUGCAAGGACUGGAAAUCCAAAUCUUGGUUCAAAUCAAUCAGCAACAUUUUGGCCAAAGUAUAACAAAGUCGAUGAAAAAUAUAUGGUGUUUGGUACUGAUGAUCCAACCUCAAACAAUGUGACUAGAAUAAAUAAUUACCUUGAGUCUGACAAAACAACUUUCUGGAUAAAUGAACUUCCUUUAUAUGGUGAAGGAGAAGGUCUAGAUGAUAGUUACGAAUUUCCUCAAGGCAAUGUUACUUUGUUAGAAGAUGCUGUAGUUGAAACAACUGGUGGUUUGGUCAAAGGUCUUCAUUUACAGCGCGAGAAAUAUCUAAUGGACAGAUUCUUUGCAAUUCCAUAUGGAACUCCACCUUUAGGUGAUUUGAGAUUUACACGACCCACGGCGCAUCCGGGCUGGGAAGGUACUCUGAAUUGUGAUGAUAGAAGUUCUGCAAAACAGUGGUUAAAAAUAUGCCCGCAAAGAAAUGUAAGAGGAAACUCAAGAGUAGGACAAGAAGAUUGUCUCGUAUUAAAUGUUUGGGUACCUGGAGGAGUGGAAGCUGCAAAAGGUAGAAAAUUACCUGUUAUGGCAUGGAUCUAUGGUGGUGGCUUCCAGAUUGGAACAAGCAUUGGUUUCACAUUUUUCUAUGACAUGGAAAGACUUGCAGCACAAGGCAAUAUCAUUGGUGUCACUCUCAACUACCGCUUGACUUCCUUAGGAUUUAUGAGCACUGGUGAUGAAAAUUCCCCUGGUAAUUAUGGUUUGUUGGAUCAAGCUUUGGCAUUGCAGUGGAUACAAGAUAACAUUGCUAAUUUUGGAGGAGACCCAGAAAAAGUCACAAUAUUUGGAGAGUCAGCUGGAGGAGUGGCAGUUUCUCUUCACAUGUUGUCACCCAUAAGCAAACCACUAUUUUUACGUGGCAUAUCAGAAAGUGGACAGGCACCAUCAGAUUGGUCAUUUGGAAAGAAUCCAUUGUCUCAAGCUGAAAGGCUUGCGCAGAGACUUGGUUGCCCGACUGAUAACACUAAACUGUUGGUUGGAUGUUUGAGGAGCGUACCGUUGCCAUACCUUGUUUCAAAUAGUACUGGCAUUGGAUGGGGUGCAGUGGUUGACAAUUAUUUCUUGACUGAUGAUCCAACUACAAUCCUUCAUUUGUCAGCUGAUAAAGAUUAUAUGAUGGGUUACAAUAACAUGGAAGGACAUGGACAAAUGUCUGGACUUUUUCCAAGAUUAAAUUUCUCCCCAGAUCGACCAAAUUCAGACAUGGACAGGGAUGAUGUCAGAAGGGCGGCAAGACUGGCUUCCGCUAAUAGUAAUCAUGUUAUGGAGGCACUGGCUUUCAAGUUCAUCGAUUGGGAGGAGCCUGAAUCGACAUAUCUUUGGCCUCGUCUUGCAAUAACCGACUUGGGAACAGAUCCAUUCGUUUCUAUUGGUGCUUAUAUUAAUGCUAAUGUGAGAGCAGAGACUAAUAGCACUGGAAGGUCAUACAGAUAUAUAUUUGCUGAGUUGAGCAGAGUUCGACGCUUCCCAUACUGGGUUGGAUCAAAUCAUCUUAGAGAAAUGUUUUAUACAUUUGGUCAUCCCUUUGAAGCAGAUCGAUUUAAUGAUACUGAUAGGAAGUUGAGUCUGGCUAUGAUGACUUACUGGACAAAUUUUGCAUGGAGUGGAGAUCCAAGUUAUCCAAAUCAAGCAGAUAUUCCAAUUGAAUGGCCUGAAUAUACACUAGACAGUAAAUAUACUAUAUGGUUGAAUACAAGCAUGUUUCAAGAUCCUAAUCUUUAUUUAUUGAGUAAUUACAGGGGUGAUGUGUUACAUAUGUGGAGGGAGAUACAAUACAAAAUGAGAUAUUUGCCUCUAACAACUUGCCCAACAAAACUAUUAACUGCUGAUGAUAAAAAAUCUAUUGAAGAACUGAAGAAAGUUACGAGUGCAAUAGAGAUACCAGAAGUGAGGGCUACCAGUUGCCCAAAUCAACAGCUAAUUCGAAGCACAACAUCAGGGUGUGUAGAAGGUUAUGAGCAAGAUUGGAAUGGUCAUGCCAUUGAAAGAUAUCUUGGUGUGCCAUAUGCAGAACCACCUGUUGGUAGCCUUCGUUUUUCGAAUCCUGCUAAUAAAUCUUCAUGGAGUGAGACAUUGCCAGUUAAGGACUUCAGUAAGAUUUGCCCUCAAGGAAUCAGUUUUGAUGAUACUAGAAUGGAUGAGGAUUGUUUAUAUCUAUCAAUUUAUGUUCCAUCUCAAAAUUCUUCAUCUGUGACUUCUCUUUCUGUCAUGGUAUGGUUACAUGGAGGUGGACAUCAGAGUAAUGAUGGUAUGGGAUCAUAUCAAGGGGAUAUUCUUGCGGCACUUGGUAAUGUGAUUGUCGUGACAGUCAACUAUAGACUUGGGACCCUGGGAUUUUUAUCUACUGAUGAUAGCGCAGCUCGAGGAAAUUUUGGACUUUUAGAUCAACAAUUUGCAAUAAAAUGGGUCAAACACAACAUAGCAAAUUUUGGAGGAGAUCCAAAUCAAAUAACAAUUGCUGGUCAGUCAACUGGUGGACAAGAUGUUUUGCUGCAAACUCUCAGUCCAAUGAAUGAUGAACUAGGUAUCAAAGGAGCUAUAUUAGAAAGUCCUGCGAUAUUACCCUAUGAUGAUAUGUUACAACUUCAAUCAACAUUAAGUCUGGCAGAGGAAGCAUCAUGUGAUACAACAAAUGGGAAUGAAGAAAUAGUAAAUUGUUUAAGACAAUUGAGUGUCAGUGACUUGAUGGCAGCACAACAAAGGGCUGGAGUUGCAUUUACUCCAACAGUGGAUGAAAUUUUCAUGCCAGUACACCCAAGGGAGGCUGCAGUUGAAAGUCGAGUUAUUCAGUACAAGUAUCUUCUGGGUGCCAAUGAUGGCGAUGGGAGCAUAGGCUGGGUGACAAUCAGAAAUGUCAAUAAUGAAGCUGGUUACACCGAAUUCAUCAACAACAGAUUUCUUGAUACUUAUGGCUGGAGAACAACUUCUAUCAGUGAACAAUAUGGACAUUACGAAGACUUGCAAUUUUUUAAUGAUGAUCAGAAAAUUCAGAAAAGUCUGUUGCAACUAUUUGCUGAUGAAAUGUUUAUUUUUCCAACACAUAAAUAUGCAUUGGAUUACUCAGAGUUUGGAGCCGAUGUUUAUUUCUACUAUUUUACUUAUCCUCAUUCAAUGGGUCCGCUUCCAUCAUGGGCUGGAGCACCACACAGUGCAGAAGUCGAUUUUGUAUUUGGUCGAGUGAUAGAUGAUGAUACGGAAGAAGAAACUGUUAAAGAGUUGAGUAGAAAUAUGAUUGGAUACUGGACAAAUUUUAUAAAAACUGGAGAUCCAAACCUAAAUGAUGCCGGUGUGACCCUUCCUGAAUGGACAGAAUUUAAAAAACUUGCAACAAAUAGAAAUUACAUGAGAUUGGAUAUUGGAAAUUUGACUUAUGCUGCCAAUAAUUUACGGCCAACAUGGGAUGCAUUCUGGAAUGAUUAUAUGCCAAGACAAAGUGUGUAUUGUGAAGACAAUACAGUGCAGGUUACAACAACUUUACCACCACCUAUUACCAACCCCACUGAACCUGAGGUCGUUACAAGUUUGGGUCAUAUUAGGGGGAGGCGUAUGAUAAAUGAGCAUUUUGAUGUCCAUCAAUUCCUUGGUAUUCCAUAUGCUAAACCACCAUUAGAGGAGUUAAGAUUUGCAAAAACAGAAAAACCAACAGAAUGGGCAACAACACUAGAUGCUACAAAUCCCAAGCUUCCAUGUCUUCAGUUUAAUGACAAAAACAAUAUCAUUGGAUCAGAAGAUUGUUUAUAUCUCGAUGUAUACAUGCCAUCUGGAAUUAUUGGGACCAAUUCCCAUUCAAUGCCAAUUAUGGUAUGGAUACAUGGAGAUGCAGAUGCAAAGCCAGGAAAGGCAGGAGGAAGUUUUUGGUCUGGUGGUGGUAGUCCUGGAACCAGAGAAAAUGCAAUUGAUCCAUCAUAUUUGGUAUCUUUUGGGAAUGUUGUCAUUAUACGACCCAACUACCGCCUUGGUGUGAUGGGAUUCCUUUCAACUGAAGAUGAUGUCAUGAAAGGAAAUUAUGGAUUGUGGGAUCUUAAAACUGUUAUAGAAUGGACAUUCGACAAUGCUCAUAAUUUUGGAGCUGAUCCAAACAAAUUGACAUUGUUUGGACAGGGGUCUGGUGCUGCAGCAGCAGAGAUAUUGGGAUCUCUUCCAUCUACUUCAUCAUAUGUGAAAAGAGUUAUAAGUCAAAGUGGAUCUGCAUUUUCACCUUGGGCAUUUUGUGACCAUAGCAAUUCAUGUGGCCAAACUACCAUUGACGUAGCAGCAUCCGUUGGAUGUGGAAACGUUGAUUUGAGUGAAGAUAUCCUCCAAUGUUUACAAACAACAGAUGCUGUAAAUAUUAUGAAUGCAGUACCUUUGAUUCAAAUUGAUGGUAGCAGUGAUCACGACUUCAACUUGUGGGGAAUGUGGAGAAUGAGAAAAGAUGAUGAUUUGAUUCCUGUAGUGGACUUACAACAGUUGUUUGCUAACAGCUCUGACUUUGACUAUCUGGCUGGGACAACAAGUCAUGAGUUUUAUUAUUAUUUGAAGGCUGCAUAUCCCAAUAUAUCUAUAGUGCAGCAAAAUGAUGGUGUUCUUGGCACUGCAGUUUCAGAUACGCACAGAUUUUUAUAUGGAAAUUCUUUUGAUGUAUGGUCGCAAGAAACUUAUGCAACUCUUUUGCAUUCUUAUACACCAUGGCAAGACCCAAAUAAUGAAGAACUGUUGCAACAAUCUGCUGUGGAAUAUUACAGCGAUUUUAUGUUUAAAGUCUCAUCUUCAAAAGCAAUUGCUGAAAUAGCAAGGACAACAAGCAAAAAGGUAUAUCAAUACCUUUUGACAAGAAACUUGAAAAUGGAAACAUCUUGGAUUGGUGGCUGCCAUGGUGAUGAUGUAAUUUAUGAAUUUGGAAUUCCGAUCACAUCACCAGAUAUUUAUUCAGACGAAGACAGAAAAUUUAGCCAAGCUAUUAUAUCACGAUGGACAAAUUUUGCGUGGUCUGGCGAUCCAAACACAGCCUACUCUACCACAAAAUGGAGACAUUAUUUGCCAGACUCAACAAAUUAUAUCGAAUUAGACUUGGGGAGAAGUUUGAGAAGACAAAAGAACUUGAAUGCCGAAAAAAACGCGCUUUGGAAUGAUGUUGUGCCUAUGUUUCCACAGGAUUCGCCAUCUCUUCCGACUGCAUCUGCCACCACCGAAUCCAUGAAUCCACCAACAGAAAAACCACCAACUGAAGCUCCACCGCCAGAAAAUUGUGAAGAAUUGGUGGUCCCACCCAUAGGAGAAGGACUUGGUCUAAAUUUGACUCCAGUGGAGGCAGACACUGCUAUAUAUGUAAUGUUCAGUGUGUGCUUAAGCUUGGGUACUAUACUAAUACUGCUUGUGUUAGUUUGGUUUAUUAAAAGUCGCAGAGCAGUGGAGAAAAGUAAAGCCAAAGUUCCUGAAAACGGUGGGAAAGUGAAUGGUGCCUAUGCUCAUAGUGGUACGAAAGUAUCUGAUAAUGAGAAAGUUGUAUCUUCUUUGUGAUCUAAUUAUGUUUUUCAUCUUUAUAUAUUCUUUAGCUAUAAUGAGUGUUAAUUCUGUUUUGUACCAAUUUUUCAUAACCAUUGAGAUUAAGCUUUGUAUUUUUUGCCAAAUGUUGUUAUGGAUCAAUUAAACUUCAUCUUAGUUAAUAAUAACUGUGUGAUCGCAUCGCCAGGGCGUUGGAG